ACACGUGCCCCGGAAUCGUGCUGGCUGAUACGACUGUUGACUGGGACGAUGGUGUGCCGUUCCUGUUCAUCUCACUGGAUUCAUAGCAAAGCCUGUCACUGAACUUCCAAAACGUUCCGUACAGCAGAUGGCUGACCAAGAUCAACUCGAGCUGUCUGAUGCUGAAUUGCCACGUGCUGGGCCCACCCGGCUGGGAGAUUUCCUACCAGAUUCGUCAUAAAGCGUACAGCUGUGCACGACAUCCCGAAAUUACCCCAGAUAGAAAAGGCUCUCUGAUCAUCUGCAACAUGGAUGAGAACCGACAUCAUGGCCAGUAUCGCUGCGAGGCCAGCAACUCGCAGGGCUCCCGGGCGUACAAGGAGAUCACCGUGACAAGAUCAGCCAUUCGCAGAUUUCGCUCGGGCUUACUGGAGCAAUACACUGGACUAGUGGAACCUAUCUCUUGCAGGCGGGAGCCGGCCCCGUUCAUCGAGAUCACCGACCUGAGAACUUUGAAUCGCCAGCAACGCGGACAGCGAUACCAGUAUUGUAUUGAGGUGCGAUGCACGGCGACAGGCCACCCUGAGCCACUGAGCUAUCGCUUUCGUUACAAGGAAAUUCCAGUGCCGUCUCCGUUCCUGCACCGAGGCAUUACUGUCUCUGGCAACGUCCUGACCCACUGCAAUACCUCGCUGGCCAACCUGGGCGGAUCGUACACCUGCACGGCUAGCAAUUCCUUGCCUAGGUCGGUCUCUAAGAGCAUCGACGUCACUGUUGCUGCUCCUGUGGAAAACUUUGUGAGGGUGGUACACUUCACACGCACAUCCUCACCGCAAGGCUGCACGACUUUCAACUGCCAAGUGGAUGGCGCUCCACAACCGCUGACGUACCGGAUGACCUACAAUCGCGGAUCUCUUCCGCCUGGAUUCACCUCACUUAGCCAGACCUCUUUCCGAUACUGUGGCCCUUCUUUGCCGGGCGGCACUUACCGUUGUUCGGCCAGUAAUCGCCAUGGAUCGCGUGCUUUCAAGGACAUCACCAUACGUAAGGAUACAUAUAAUUAUGAGCUCUUGCUUGCUUUUGCUACAAAAAGGCCAGGUUCGCUCCUUGUAGAUUGUUCUGGCGAUGGGUGACUGGCCCGAAACGUCAAUAAUAUUCAGCAUCACAAUAAAAUAAUUUUUAACUUAAUGCAGCGCAUGUGCAGAUUGUGAAUAGUAACUAAUUGGAGCGCUUGUCAGUUGACAAACCCCAUUUUCUUUCAUAAUGCAAUUGGGUGGCGUCCGCAACUUUCUUAGUAUAUGUAAGGAUGCUGGGCAAUUGGAUAUCUUACAAGUAUCCUUUUCUUAGCUAUUCAUGUGUGUGUUCGCUUUUGCAUGCAUAACAAUGUGUCAGCACUGAGGUGAUAGCUCUGGAUAUGUUUGCUUGACUCAGAGCGAGUUGCGGCAGUUU
Molecule: messenger RNA, 1428 nt
Organism: Sycon ciliatum
Lineage: Eukaryota; Metazoa; Porifera; Calcarea; Leucosolenida; Sycettidae
Product: intercellular adhesion molecule 5-like
Exons: 7
Coding region: 159-1112 (317 amino acids)
Biological process (GO): homophilic cell-cell adhesion; heterophilic cell-cell adhesion
Cellular component (GO): adherens junction
Source: RefSeq, a predicted model, not a curated record